UCUACAAAUAGCUCUUAAGUAGCCCUGAGAGCACAGUCCUGGUUUCUGCCUUGAACAGAAGCUGCUGCACUCCAGGAGAGCAGAGACAAGCAAGGUUUUUGAUACCGUCUUACUCCUUGAGAAUGGCCUCAGUUGCUCCAUCACGUGAUCCAAGUUUGGAUGCUGAAUGGGAGGAAUGGAAGAGGAAAUUUGAAAAAACCUACAGCCAGGAUGAAGAAGGAUACAGAAGGGCACUGUGGGAGGCGAAUAAGAAAAAAAUUGACGAGCACAAUGCGGAAUAUGAGCAGGGCAAGGUCAGCUACUCUAUGGGCCUCAAUCAAUUUAGUGACAUGACAAACGAAGAAUCAAAUAAAAUUUGCUGUGGAAGGAUGAAGUAUACAGAGGAGCCACCUAAAUUUGAGAAUUUAGAAGAGAACCGCUAAGUCACACUGGCGAUGGAUUAGGAGCUUCUGUCCAAGAUGUGAGCAGCAUGGUGCUAAGGAGAAUGGACUGGGGGAAAGAAGGAGCAGGAGAGGUCCUCUCCAUCACUUUGUGGAAUAAAAAGGUGAAUUCACUGAAUGCCAACACUGUGAUGUGAAUUAUCAGUCAUAUUCUCACUAAUAAAUCACUACAUUUUUUUA
This is a messenger RNA of Mesocricetus auratus (golden hamster), 620 nucleotides long. Its product is annotated as protein CTLA-2-beta. Bases 123 to 422 code for a protein of 99 amino acids. NCBI's taxonomy places the organism in Eukaryota, Metazoa, Chordata, Mammalia, Rodentia, Cricetidae. The record is from RefSeq and is a predicted model, not a curated record. The transcript has 5 exons.